GGGCGGCGCGGGUCCGGGCAUGAAGCUGGGCCGGGCCGCGCUGGGCCUGCUGCUGCUGGCGCCGCUGGGGGUGCGGGCGGUGGAGCCCAUCAGCCUGGGCCUGGCCCUGGCCGGCGUGCUCACCGGCUACAUCUCCUACCCGCGCCUCUACUGCCUCUUCGCCGAGUGCUGCGGCCAGAAGCGGAGCCUCAGCCGGGAGGCUUUGCAGAAGGAUCUGGACAGCAAGCUCUUUGGACAGCAUCUUGCAAAGAAGGUCAUCUUAAAUGCUGUGUCUGGCUUCAUAAGCAACCCGAAGCCCAAGAAACCUCUCACCCUCUCCCUACACGGGUGGACGGGCACCGGCAAAAAUUUCGUCAGUAAGAUCAUCGCAGAGAAUAUUUACGAGGGUGGCCUGAACAGUGACUAUGUCCACCUCUUCGUGGCCACACUGCAUUUUCCGCACGCCUCCAACAUCACCCUGUAUAAGGAUCAGUUACAGCUGUGGAUCCGCGGCAAUGUGAGUGUCUGUGCCAGGUCCAUCUUCAUAUUCGAUGAAAUGGAUAAGAUGCACGCGGGCCUCAUCGACGCCAUCAAACCCUUCCUGGACUAUUACGACCACUUGGAUGGGGUCUCCUAUCAGAAAGCCAUCUUCAUAUUCCUCAGCAAUGCGGGAGCAGAAAGGAUCACAGAUGUGGCUUUAGAUUUCUGGAGAAGUGGAAAGCAGAGGGAAGAAAUCAAGCUCAAGGACAUGGAGCAUGCCUUGUCCGUGUCAGCCUUCAACAACAGGAACACGGCCCCAGCCUCCUACGGAGCUCCUGUCUCACCUCUGGCCCCUGGAAAGAAGAAAAGUCACUCGGUAAUUUUCCCCUGUGGAUACAUGAAGUAAAUGGAAAGGAAGAAGAGAGAGAACCCCAGCCAUCUCAUCAAGGGACACACUUUCCAUAAAAUUUUAAUUCUUUGUUUAAUAAUUAUUUAUAAAAAAUUUGUAACACAUUUCUGUUGUUUUGAUCGAUUGUGUACUAACAAUAAUCCAAAAGAAGUGUUUUAACACCUAGAGCUUUGUGAUCACCAGAAAAAUUUUUGUAUUAAAUUUUAGUCUGUAGUAUAUACGUGCCUUUGUUGCGGAGAAAUAAGAUAAGAUGAUCAAUAAAAGACUUCUAGGCAAAAAAAUACAUUUCAUUAGAAUGAUAUUUGAUGGCAGAGUAGAAUGGAAAUAUGAGUUCAAGUACAAAAAAUGAUCGUAAUAUCUCACUUGUUCAUGCAUUUUGUAGAUGGAUGAUUGCAGGUAAAACUGCUAUAACGUCCAGAUUCCAUUGAGUACGUCUAGAAGAGCAAUGUAGCAAUGUCAUAAUCUUGUUACUUACGAUAGACAGGAAAUUGCAUCUUUGGCAACCGUUUAAACUUAUGCAAAGUUUCAGUGUCGAUCUAAAAAUGUGCAAAAGGGAUGUG
Messenger RNA from Diceros bicornis minor, 1428 nucleotides. It is a transcript of the gene TOR1A, whose product is annotated as torsin family 1 member A. Bases 20 to 865 code for a protein of 281 amino acids. Gene Ontology annotation, biological process: protein localization to nucleus; nuclear membrane organization. The transcript has 5 exons. NCBI's taxonomy places the organism in Eukaryota, Metazoa, Chordata, Mammalia, Perissodactyla, Rhinocerotidae. The record is from RefSeq and is a predicted model, not a curated record. Gene Ontology annotation, cellular component: endoplasmic reticulum; endoplasmic reticulum lumen; nuclear envelope. Gene Ontology annotation, molecular function: ATP binding; kinesin binding; ATP hydrolysis activity.